AUGAGUGCCGAUGAGCCGAUUGUAAGAAAGGGUUUACGUGACGGAAAGCGAGUCAGGAUAUUGAUCGACUCCGGAGCCACUUCGAAUCUCAUUCGUCCAGGACUGAGCUUCAAGAUCGAAAAAACGAUUUCGGCCACUGCCAAGCGAUUUGAUGGCACAGAAACGGAGACAAAAAUUGUCCAGUUGGUUCGACUAACUCUAGAGGUGGACGGCCAGAUUCUCCAUAGCGAACCGAUGCUAGAGUGGGAACUCUCAUCACACACGAUGUCUUGUUCCCUGCAAUCGACUGGAGGACACACCAAGUGA
Messenger RNA from Plasmopara halstedii, 306 nucleotides. RefSeq lists its product as uncharacterized. The record is from RefSeq and is a predicted model, not a curated record. NCBI's taxonomy places the organism in Eukaryota, Oomycota, Peronosporomycetes, Peronosporales, Peronosporaceae. The transcript has a single exon. The coding region runs from base 1 to 306 and encodes 101 amino acids.